Lingula anatina is the source of this 1443-nucleotide messenger RNA. RefSeq lists its product as uncharacterized. Gene Ontology annotation, molecular function: glycosyltransferase activity. Gene Ontology annotation, cellular component: cytoplasm. The record is from RefSeq and is a predicted model, not a curated record. Lineage: Eukaryota; Metazoa; Brachiopoda; Lingulata; Lingulida; Lingulidae.
AUGAUUCGCACAAGAGGUAUUAAAACUUUCUACGUUCGGGAAAGACGCCACUUGCUGCGGAGAUGUUGCCGGACAGGCUGCACGCUGCAGUCCCGCCUUAUUGUGCUAAUAGUGAUAGCUGCGGUUUGCUACAUUGGUGUUUAUAUGUCACUGCAGAGACCUGGGGGACAAAAGAGGAAGGUUGUAAACAGACAUGUGACGUCAUACCACAGACACGUGGACACAAUGGCGUGGGCCAAGCCCAAUGUGACGACAGAAAUGUAUGUGCUGUCUGCAUAUUAUGACGACAGACCAACACUCGACCCCAGGGCAAGACCAGUUGUUCGUAUAAUCACCAUAGCAGACAAGGAACAAAUAGAAGGCAGAGGACAAAAGAAAAUGAUGUGUGUGAUUUGGGUUGGCAACUCCAAAUGGACGCCUAUCAGAAUGACCUACUCUCCCACAGGGUCGGGAGGAUGGUACUUUCGGGAGUAUAUUUUCGUGUGCGACCUUGGAAAAUUAUCCUCAACGAUUAAACCGCGUUUUCUAUCUAUAAUUGACGAAUCUCCGGACAAUGUGUACCCUAAUGUAAAGAGUUUGUACAAGAUACCUAUCAAAUAUCCGCACAGACCUAAGAAGAAGCUAGAGUUUGGUGCUUGUAUUGGGUUGACGUAUGGCACCAUUGAUCCUCUUCGCCUGGUGGAGUGGGUAGAACUCAACAGAAUCUGGGGGGUCGAAGAGAUCAAUAUUUACGGCAGCAUUGUCAAUAAAACCACACAAAAUGUCUUCAUGCAUUAUCACAACCAGAAUAUUUUGAUAUAUAACAAUGUUUUCCGGAUUUUUAAUGAAACCGAGGAGUUUAUGUUGCAGUUAAUGUCCGCGCCAACUCUUAAUGACUGCAUGUACAAAAACAUGUACCGCUAUAAACACAUUGUGGUGAUUGAUCUAGACGAGGUGAUUGUUCCACGGGGAAAUCUCACCAGUUAUACCGAGCUCUUAGAUGCAAUUGACGCUGCCAUUAAGAGGAAACACCGACAUCGAAUGUAUCACUUUAGUAACGUGUACUUUUUUUCCGAGCUUCCGCAGGACAAUUCCAUGCCGAGUCAUCUCACAACGCUGCGUCAGGUAGGACGCCUGAGGCUUCCCUCUCUGCAGGGGGUGUCCACAAAAACCAUCAUAGACCCUUUAACGUGUACUAAUUUACACAAUCACUAUUGUUGGAAACUGACAGAACUAGGCGAUGCGGAAACGGAGUCGCUUCAUGUACCGAAAGAUUUUGCACUCAACCAACAUUACAAAAGAUGCCAUUUUGAUAAAGUUUUGAAUGUUUACCGUUCUCUGAAGCCGUGUAAAGAAGCACUGAAGGAUUACGCUAUAGAUACAAGUGUUCACAGGUUUAAGGAUGUGCUGGUAUCGCGCGUGCAGAAGGAGCUGGAUAAACUGGGAAUACGAACGCUGAAAUAA